This is a messenger RNA of Pyricularia oryzae 70-15, 4044 nucleotides long. RefSeq lists its product as uncharacterized. Gene Ontology annotation, biological process: signal transduction. The record is from RefSeq and is a predicted model, not a curated record. The transcript has 6 exons. Bases 1 to 4044 code for a protein of 1347 amino acids. NCBI's taxonomy places the organism in Eukaryota, Fungi, Ascomycota, Sordariomycetes, Magnaporthales, Pyriculariaceae.
AUGGAGACCGUAAGACCUACGCGGUCUGGAUUACCAGACUCCCUCACUGUUGGCAACUUGCCGUCGCUGUUGGGGCCGCUUGCCUUCCGUCAAGAGCUGAGCAGCAACACUUGGGCCUCUUCGACCGCCGACAUGGCUCUGCUCUCCGACAACGACGAGAUCGGCGAUCGCGACGCGUUUGUUGAGGAUUAUAACAGACUGUCGAGGAAGUAUGGUGUCCGACCCAUGGUGCCAGACGACUAUGACACUGGCCCUUGCACUAUUACACAGUCUGGAAAAAAGAAAUGGUACUCUCGAAGGCGCAGGUCCUCGUCGCGUUUGCCCAGCGCGAAGUCGGACAAGUCAAUUACCCAAAGACCGAGCUUUGGGGAUCUAUCUCCUCACCGCGAGGCUAUCAAGACGGAUUCGGGUACAGACAAGAGUUUGCAAGGACUUGUGAGACUGACCGGCAAAUGCUUUCUGCAUCUGCCGGCAGAAUACGCCCCAGGUUCACUCAUUAUCCCAACAUGUCUACGAGCAACGUCACAAUAUCUGGUACAGCAUGGGCCUACAGCACGCGGUGUUUUUCGGGUCCCAGGAUCUGUCCGUGCCGUGACUGCGCUAUAUGACUAUUACUUUGCGAACAGUGAGCCAGGGGGAGGUAUCAUCUCCGGUACCGUUCGCACACCCAGCUUGCCGACACAUCUUGAAUACGGCGUACACGAUGUUGCGUCAACCUUCAAGAAGUUGCUAGGUGGCCUCCCCGGGGGGAUACUUGGCUCGCUCUCGGUGUUUGACGCCCUCGUAGCCAUCCGCAGCCACUUCAAUGGCGACCCUGAAGCGAACAGGACCAAACAGACUAAGCUACGCGCACGACUGAUUGCCCUUGCCAUCGGAACUCUCAAGUCGCAGUUUCAAAGGGAACUUGUCUGCGCCGUCUUUGGGCUAUUAUGCCUGAUUGGUCGCACUUCGGAGACGACGCCAAGAGAGGAUGCGUGGGGUCAACCGUUGCCAACCUCGGACCUGAUGGGAUACAACGCACUUGGAAUAGUAUUCGGCCCACUGCUCGUCGGUACUCUCAUUGAUCAAUACUCUAUGCAGUUAGCAGAACCCGGCGCAGGGUUAGUCCUACUCCCGGCCACCCCACCCCUGCGCAAAGACAAGGCAAAGCGAAGAGCUGUUUCUGAAGGAAGACCUGUUACACCAGUCACGAUCGACAAGAUUAUAGUGGCCAACUCGAUUGCUGAGAUGCUAAUCGCCAAUUGGCGAGAGGUCGUGAGACACAUGAAGAGCUUGGGAGUGAUCCACAAGGUUGUUGCUGGUCAGUUACAUGGAGAGUCUUCACAGAAGUCUUUGAAGACAUCUAUUUCAGAACCGGCUCUUUCCGAAAAAGUGAUUCAUACAUUAGAGGGUGAGACAUUUUCACAAGCCAAGUCUCCCCGCGCGCGCAAGAAUGACGGCUCUGUCUUGACGGGCAUAAAAGCAACAGCAGAACUAAGCGAUCAACAAGACCCGACCACAAGAAUCAUUACCGUCAGGAAGCGUCGCCGAAGUUCAAAGCCACGUACAGUUGUUUUCGCCAAGUCACCUGUGCUCACCGGCGCACAACCGGAAGUACCUUCCUCGAGUAAUAAAAUGGAACUCACCACAAGGAGACCAAAUGAAAUCGUUUUGGUGCAAGAAGAAGACCUUUCAUUGAGACGCCGUGGGGACGGUGGCACAGCUGUACCAACUCCCGCCUCGGCCCGGGCUUCAGCUCGGAUGUCGACAGCAUCAGUCACCUUCAUUACCCCCAGCUCAGCAGACCGCAAGAUAAGCCGCAGAGCUUCAAGUGCACAAUCAAGCACUUCUCCAUUUGGAAGUGGUGAUGGUUCGAAAGUGGAGACACCUGCACAACCUGAAGAUAUGGCGAAGGGUGCUACUCCGACAAGUGGGAUAUUGUCAAAGGCUUCCCGUGCUAUAGCAAAGUUUACCACUGGGCAUCGAGGAAGCCGCGUUGUGAGCCCCCUCUUGUCUGAGGUUUUGACACCCAGAAAGAGCUCUGAUAACGGCAUGCGCAGGAGUCAGUCGGCGCGCGGCGAAAGCCCCGGCCAUCGAAGUGAGCACGAAGAGCGUUCUCCAUCUGGCAUCGCGGAUGAACAACAACCGACCGCCAAAAUGACUCCUGCUCAAGGCAAAAUUACAAAAUCAUCCAAACCUGGAGUUGCGAGCGGGGAAGGUCUGCCGAGGAAUGGCACCACCCAGGUGAUAAACGGCGCAGGUGACGAUCGAAGAACUAGAGAUGCCGAGCGUACCUUUGAUAUCACCGGGAGCGCAAGGCUCAUGCCCCGAGCUCAUGUCGACGAUAUGGCCAGCCCAUUCAUGGUUGGCCGAAGUAAUGCUGUCAGACAGAACCGAAGUUUCAUAGGGCCAAACUCAAAGCUUGCUGGCGGGGAUGACAUUGAGCCCCAAGAAGACGUUAUGCCGGAUAGUGGUUCGAGGAAACCAAGGGCUUCUGAUUGUCUUUAUUUGAGGCACGAAGAUGUCAAUGCGCUACGAGACCGCGGCUCACCGACACCGUGGCACGAAGAUAUGAAGAGGCGGGUUGGCAGAAGCAAAUCCAAGCCACUUGCUGAUGACCAAGAAAACUCGACCCAGCACAGGCCGGUUGAGAUCGUCGUCAAUUCAAAGAUCAAUGGCACCGGAAGCUCGAGGGCUUCCAGUGUUGGCCGAGCCGUCGAUAUGACAGGAAGAUUUGCAGAUGAAUCCGAUGGCGCGAGACAUCUUUACCCGCAGAGCAUCGCUCGCGCCGAGUCCAUGAGCAGCAGACCCUCAAGUCAGGAUCAGUCAAAGCAAGGUGUACUGAAUGGAUCAACGGGCCUUACACCGCCUCCCUCAUCAACACCACCACACCAUGCAUCCACGCCUGGCACUGUGAUGCGGCGCAAGUACGUCUCCGUUAGUGGCGGCAACGUCCGGGCCAUGGCGGCCAUAUUCGAAAAUGUUGCCAAAGACACCAAAACAUCUUCAGAACGACAGGAUACUGCACCGGCAACUGAGCUCAACUCCCCAGCGGUCCAUGUCGUAGGUUCAGGGAACAUACUGCCACAGGCCUCUUUCGGAGCUGAUGCCAACCUGAGUCAAGAUACCAUCAAUAAAGGGCUGUCCGACAAUGAUGAACUUUUUGCAAGAGGCGAUGGUACGACCGAGACAAGAGUGGCCUCUCAACUACCACCGAAUGUUCCUGUCAGGCACCCGUCGAGAAACAAGACCAAUCAUCCAAACAGUAAAACCCAAAGGGCAUUCAGGUUGUCCGACGGAUCCAUUAACAAUGGACACUCACUUUCCUUGCCCCCUAGCAAAGGCAGUGACGACUCAACACGCAUUGAUGCACUCCAAGCAGACAUAUACGUUCUACAAGAGCAACUAGCCGCCAAGACGAGUGAAUGCCAGCAUGUGCGCUUGGAGCUCUUGGAAGCCCAGAAUGCGAUUGCGUGUGCUACCACAACCGCUAGAGCAAUGGACACGUUGACAGUGCAGCUGAGACAAGCAUUCGAAGAUGCUAAGCGCUGGCGCGACGAGGCAGGAACAUGGAGAGCCCGUGCCGAAGCCACAGAACGACGCCUUGGUCUGAUACGUGGGCAGGUGGGAGACUGUGCCCAAGGCGACACUAGUCCGCCCCUGCCAACCUCGACCCUGAUGAUGCCGAUCAGUAGGAACCGGAUGCAUCACGGACUGCAAAAGAAGAGAGUGACCGGGCCGUUGCGCGAGAAUUACGAGUACGCGGAGCACCGGCGGGUUGACAGCAGAGGCGACUAUAUUGAUAUAGUCGGCCAAGGUGAUGAGUGCGACUGGCAACUUGACGAUCGUUGGCAGCGCGAGGAUUGGCGUGUCGCAUCUACGAGCGGCAAGCAGAUGUCAAAAAAGGACCACUGGCACCACGAAGACUGGCGCGUUGGUUUGGAUGACCCAACAUCGACGAGAGGCCGCAAGGCGAUGCGGAACAAGGAACAAAAUGAGUACGAUGACCGAGGGUGCGGGGAUGCGCAGGGAAUUCGUUUGGUCGGAGGUGGUGAUAAAAGAUGA